Messenger RNA from Scylla paramamosain (green mud crab), 1237 nucleotides. RefSeq lists its product as uncharacterized. Lineage: Eukaryota; Metazoa; Arthropoda; Malacostraca; Decapoda; Portunidae. Gene Ontology annotation, cellular component: intracellular membrane-bounded organelle. The coding region runs from base 541 to 1035 and encodes 164 amino acids. The transcript is spliced from 4 exons. The record is from RefSeq and is a predicted model, not a curated record. Gene Ontology annotation, molecular function: peptidyl-prolyl cis-trans isomerase activity. Gene Ontology annotation, biological process: protein folding; protein peptidyl-prolyl isomerization.
CCCUGUAUAACUCUGCAGUGACUGGCGUUACCUGUUGUGGGUCUUCGAUCGAGUGCAGGAAAGAACCGUACGGUGGAUCCACCUAGCUGUUCAUUUACAGUUACUGGUUAUUUGGAAAAAAAUAUAUAUAUUUAUCCGGAAAACGUGCAUCACAGCGUGAUGCAGCGAUGCACCCUACUGAACACUGCGUACCGCAGAUUUAAGUGAAGCUUACAAUAGCUUGCAGCGUGGCCAGAUGAGGGGGUCGCCGGCCGAGCCUGAGAUAGAGGCGUCGCUAGGACCCGCCCCGCAUUGGAAUGUCAAGAAAUCCCAGGCACUGAGUACACUAGCCUGUUGUUGCAACUAGUGGAAUGCGUGGGCAGAAUGAAUAGGUAAGAGAGAGAGAGAGAGAAAAAAAAGAAAAGAAAAAUCGGCAGCGCAGAACAAAGGUGGAAGGGCGCGUUGGCUGGUCGGCGGCGGGACUUCGCGGUCUUUUCCUGCGAGGCGUCAAGGCGUGCAGUUGUCCUCACUCACUCACGAAGCAGCACUCCACCGUUCACCAUGUCCAACCCACGGGUGUUCUUCGACAUCACUGCCGACAACAAGCCUCUCGGCAGGAUUGUCAUGGAGCUGCGCGCUGAUGUUGUGCCCAAGACUGCAGAGAACUUCCGUUCCCUAUGCACUGGGGAAAAGGGCUUCGGGUACAAGGGCUGCACAUUCCACCGUGUUAUUCCCAACUUCAUGUGUCAGGGUGGUGAUUUCACUGCUGGCAAUGGUACAGGUGGGAAGUCCAUUUAUGGUGCAAAGUUUGCUGAUGAGAACUUCAACCUUCGUCAUACUGGCCCUGGCAUUUUGUCCAUGGCCAAUGCUGGGCCUAAUACUAAUGGUUCUCAGUUCUUCCUCUGCACUGUCAAGACUGCUUGGCUGGAUGGCAAGCACGUUGUCUUCGGCAGUGUUGUGGAAGGCAUGGAUGUGGUCCGUCAAGUUGAAGGCUAUGGCACACCAAAUGGUAGUACCAAUGGCAAGAUUGUUAUUGCCAACUGUGGCCAGUUGUAACAUUCCUAUGAAGCACUUAAAAGCAACUGUAGAAGUCAACACUGCAGUGUUAGUAGGAACAAUGUAUGUUAACUUGAAUUAAGAAAAAUUCAUCUUGCUUUGAGAUUUGUUUUGCAUGGUUUCAUUGUAUUGAAUGUUGACGCCAGGCUGAUAUUCAGUGUUAGUCGUCUACUCCCUUUUCAUCAAUAAAUCAUGAAGAUUA